AUGAAAAAGAUUAAGUUGAAUAUCACAAGGGACGACAAUAAUUUAGAAAAUAAUAUUUAUUAUGUAUGUGAAAAAAAUAUAUUAAUUUCAAAUUUAACCUUAACAAUUAAUUAUGAUGAAAAUAAUAUACAGGAUGAACAAAUAAUAGAUGAAAAUGAAUUCAUAAAUGAAAGUAAUAAUAAUAUAGAUAAUAAUGAAGUGACUGAAGAUAAUUAUAGGAGUGACAUAAAUAAUAAUAAAAAUAAAAUUCUGAAUAUAAAAAUAAAUUAUAAUGAUGAAUCAUUAAAUAAUUUAUAUAUGAAUAAUAUAAUAUAUAAUUUGUAUGAUUAUAUAUUUGAAAAUAAAAUUAAUAAUAUAAAUAUAAAUAAAAAUCACAAAUGGAAUAUAUUUAUAAAUAUAUAUGUAUAUGAAUAUACACCAUAUAUAUAUGAUCAUAUUUGUAAUGUUAUAAAUGUUCAUUUGUCUAUAUUAUUGUUUCCAUUAUGUUUUUAUGAUUUCGAUUCAAGAUGGUAUAGAUGUAUAGAAAAUUUUGAAGAAUUAUAUAAACAUCUAUCAUGUGCAAAUAAAAAAAAAGGAUCAAAUGAAAUAUUAAUACAACAGCAACAACAACAACAAGAACAUAAUAAUAAUAAUAAUGAUAUACAAAUAAAUGAGUGUGAAAAUCUUAGUACAUAUAAUAAUGAUAAAUUCAAAACAGAUGAUAUAUACCUAUUAGAUAAAUAUGACCAAAAUAAAAAUAUAAUAAUUAAUCAAAUUGAAAAUACCAAUUUCGAUUUAUUUAUUCAAAUAAAAAAUAAUGAAUUAGUUGGUUUCUUUAAAAGACUAUUUAUUAAUUUUAUUCCAAUCAUUAAUACAGUUAAUAUAGAGGGCCAGUUUAUUUAUGUUAUCAAAUAUAUAGAUUAUAAACAAUUCUUUUUAAAUACUCGACAAAAUACUCAUACCAAUGAAUAUGAUAAUAUUAAUAAUAUGCAUACAUUUAUAAACUUUAAAGAGUAUACAUCAUUUCAAAAUGUAACGCAAAAUAUUCAUAAUAAUAAUAAUACAUAUACUGAUCAAUAUAAUACAAAUAACAUUAAUAUGAACGAAAAUCAUUAUAUCCUUUUUAAUGCUGCAACUGUUAGUUUUGAUGAGCAAAAUAUUUUGACAAAUUCUAAAGACACCAUUCAAUUUUAUUACAAUUUUAUAUUAAACUAUGCAAUGAAUUAUUAUUUAAAUAAUUAUUUAAAAUAA
This is a messenger RNA of Plasmodium adleri (nom. inval.), 1230 nucleotides long. RefSeq names its product conserved Plasmodium protein, unknown function. Lineage: Eukaryota; Apicomplexa; Aconoidasida; Haemosporida; Plasmodiidae. The transcript has a single exon. The record is from RefSeq and is a predicted model, not a curated record. Bases 1 to 1230 code for a protein of 409 amino acids.